Molecule: messenger RNA, 1477 nt
Organism: Arabidopsis arenosa
Lineage: Eukaryota; Viridiplantae; Streptophyta; Magnoliopsida; Brassicales; Brassicaceae
Source: the annotation of a GenBank genome assembly
CUUCUCUCUUCUUCACUCUAAUUGCGAUUGAUUCUCUUGUCUUGUCCAAUUUAUCAGAGAUGACACCUGAAUCAAACGCUCCAUCAGUAGAUCCACAAUUUGUAGGCAAUGGGUUUGUUCAGGAAUACUAUAACCACCUUUAUGAGUCAUCCUCGGAAGUACACAAAUUCUAUCUCGAGGAUAGUUUGAUUUCACGGCCGGGUCUCGAUGGUGAGAUGGUUACUAUCAAAUCCUUGAAAGCUAUUAAUGAUCAGAUAAUGUCCGUUGACUACAAAAGCUCGAAGAUCCAGAUUCUGACUGCUGAUUCUCAACCAACUUUAAAGAACGGCGUUGUAACUCUAGUCACGGGUUUAGUGAUCGGGAAAGAUGGAGGAAGAAGGAAAUUUUCUCAAAGUUUCUUCCUUGUGCCGCGGAAUGGAAGCUACUUUGUGCUGAAUGAUACAUUUAGGUACGUGUCUGAUGAGUUUUUUGAACCAGAAGCUACCAAGGAGGUCGAGGAGAGUCCUCAAGUAAUUGAGUCAACAAACGCUAUCAUUGAGCCUGCAAAUGAAAUUGUAGAGGCAGUUAUUGUCCCUACUCAAGCUAAAACUACAGUGACAAAGCCCGCAAGUGUCAUAGCAAACGGACAUGCGAAUGUCCCUGAGGAGAAAGUUGUGAAUGGAAACAGCAACAUGCCUAAAGCUGCUGAAGCAAAACUUCAAGAGGAGGCUCCCAAGAAAUCCUUUGCAUUAAUUGUCCAAUCUCUAGCUGAAAACGCUGGUACUUUUCAGGAUAAAGCUUCACUGGCCAAGGCUAAACGUGUCGAAAAAUCUGUUGUUGCUCCUAAGCCCAAAGCUCCUGCCCCAAUUCCUAAACAAGCUUCUGGUGAAACCGUUAAACAACCAGCAGCUCAGGGUAGUUCCAUAUUUGUUGCAAAUUUGCCUAUGGAUGCGACUAUUGAGCAACUCUAUGAAACAUUCAAAGGUUUUGGAGCUAUUAGGAAAGAUGGUAUCCAAGUCAGAAGUUACCCGGAAAAAAAGAACUGUAUCGGGUUUGUGGCAUUCGAAAAUGGUGAAGCAAUAAAAAAUGUCUUCCAGGCUCACAAGGAAACACCAAUCAGAAUCGGAAACCGAAGAGCAUCUAUAGAAGAAAAGCGAGGAGGUAACAAUCAAAAUGGCAGCAGAUCCUCUGCAAGAAGCAACAGUGGUUACAGAAACGAUGGAUACAAACCUCGGGGCAGUGGUGUCAAUGGAGGACGAGGCUAUGGGAGACGGAACAACGAGUCUGAUGGGGAUGGUAAAGUAUACCAAAACAAUGGCCAUGGCAAUACUGAGGCCAAAAACUAGAUUAGUUUUUGCUUCUUCCAAGCUUUUUUGCCCAUUGGUUGAGAAUCUGAGGUUUUAGGUGAUGUUAAAACAGAUUUUAGUUUUCGUGGAUAUUUUUGUCAAUGAUCUUUUCGAUUUGUGAUUUUGUUUGGGGAUAAAUCUAGAACAUUUUU